Neoarius graeffei (lesser salmon catfish) is the source of this 2102-nucleotide messenger RNA. It is a transcript of the gene cep57l1, whose product is annotated as centrosomal protein 57, like 1. NCBI's taxonomy places the organism in Eukaryota, Metazoa, Chordata, Actinopteri, Siluriformes, Ariidae. Gene Ontology annotation, molecular function: microtubule binding; gamma-tubulin binding; identical protein binding. The transcript has 11 exons. The record is from RefSeq and is a predicted model, not a curated record. Gene Ontology annotation, cellular component: centrosome. Bases 362 to 1807 code for a protein of 481 amino acids.
CUUGGUGGUGAGCUGAGUCAGAUGAUCUGACUCACAGAAAAGACUCGGAACUUCCAUGGCACUGUGCGCAAGCGGAACUGCUUCUCGCACGACAGAGGAAGAGGGAAAUUUAAAACUGUAGGCACUAUUCAGUGUCAACAACAGCUGUUAGAGGAACGAUCCCAAAUAGUCCACUGCUUCCUGUUCACGUGCGCUACAUAGCUUCGAGCAGCCGUUAUGUCUUACCCUAUCUAGUGCACUUGUAUCAGAAGUACGGCGUCAUUUGUAAUUCAGCCAGUGGAGUCGCUAUGGAAAGAGGACGUCUCAACUUGGAGUUUACUGCAGUGUAAUGUAACUAAUAUACACCGUAAUUCAUUAAAAAAUGGACCAUUUACGAGAUUCGUCCUUGUGUCAGGACUCCCCUUCCAAACACAGCUAUAUUGGAAGCUUUUACGCACCUCCAGACAAGAUUCCCACACAGCUGGUGGGACAGAAGCACCAGUACAAAUCCAGCAAUGACCUGAUGAAAAUUAGCAGACAGACAUCUCACGCAGGGCCUGACACCGGGAGCAGAGUGAUAGCAGCACUGAAAACUCUGCAGGAGAAGAUGAGGAGGCUGGAGCUGGAGCGUAUGCAGGCAGAGAAGAAUGUGGAGAGGUUUGCUCAGGCUGCCCACCAGUUUGCCAGCUCUGGAAACCAGAGCAGUCAGCAGUUGCAGAACAGAGAGGAAGAAUCCUCAAAGAGAAAAGAGCUGGUAUCUCAGUUGCACUCAGCAGAAGCGCGGUGCUCUCUGCUGGAAAAACAGCUGGAAUACAUGAGGAAGAUGGUGGAAAGUGCACAGAGAGAGAAAACCACUCCAGUGGACAGAGAGUGUGUCCAGCAGAAGAAGAAGAACAAACCCACUGAGCCACAGAUACAGGCUCAAUUGCAGAAACUGGAGGAAGAGUGUAUUAAACUAACCAACACACAGUCUGAGGCAGAGAGGAAGAUUAAGCUCUUGGAACAGAAGUUACUCGAAGAGGAACAUGAGCGCAAACUUGUGCAGGAGAAAGCUGAGGAGUUGCAGAGAGAGCUGGAGGCUAAUCUGCUAUUUUCGGCUGCUGAGGUGAAACCGAAGAAGAAGACGACCAAAGAGAAGACCUUGAGUAAGAAAUCUGUUAAUAUGGAGGUUCCUCGACGUGUCCCUAAGGCCAAGCGAAUACCGUUCGUCGCUGGAACAUCAACAAGCCCUAGUCACUCUGUUAACGCCAACGUUCAGACUGUGCUGCAUCUGAUGAAGAUUAGGCAGCCUCGAAUAUGUGAGCAGAUGCAGUCUGUGCCUGGUUCUGAACCUAAAACACGCAGUGGCUUUCAGCGAGCCCAGCAGUCCCCCAGCGAUGGAGCUGCAGCUAUGGGCAGCCUUUCUGAACUGCUGCUAGCCCUACAGGAUGAACUGGGCCACAUGAGCUUUGAACAUCAGGAACUGGUCAGGCAGAUAGACGAGACUGAUAAACGCGAGCUGAGGGAGGAUCUGGAGAGAGAGCUGGACUGCUUGGUCAGGAGGAUGGAGGAGAAGGUGGCCCAAAUCACCAAGCUACGCAAGCACCAGCAAACUGUCCAAAAGCUGUCCCAGCAUAGCCCAAAGCAGAAGCCGAAGCCAAGACGCGUAGCUAGCGCUGACAGCCAGUAUUUAAGCAGAGUCCAGGUAGUGCCUACCUCUGUAGGUAAAGCCUCGCCCUCAAGAUCACAGGGGCAUCAAACAGCUGGGCACGGGCGUCUACAGCUUCUCCGCGACGCCCAGAAAAUGCAGUCGAGUCUCCGCCAACAAGAUAUCAGCUGGGAAACAUAAAUCCUUAACAUCCUACUUGACCUUGAGCAAGGAACAAAGGAAAGAAAGUGUAAACAUGUUAUAACUGCAAUUGCAAUGCUGUAAGGAAGUGGAGGACGUCUAUCUUGUGAAGUAAGGGCCAUAACUGUUGACUUUGGCAUAGAAUUUUACAGUGGCUGAUAGUUGUUGUUUUUGAUGUGUUCAUGCUUUCCUUGUCAGUCUUGGAAUUAAAUUUUUUUUCAUGCUUUUUAUUAUAUAUUGUCUUUGCACUAUAUAACUAUUUAAAUAUUUUAAUAAAAUAUCAUUGUGGACAUUU